Molecule: messenger RNA, 3465 nt
Organism: Fraxinus pennsylvanica
Lineage: Eukaryota; Viridiplantae; Streptophyta; Magnoliopsida; Lamiales; Oleaceae
Source: the annotation of a GenBank genome assembly
AUGGUUGUUUCGCUUGAUUGCACAAAAAUUGAGCUACUUGAGGAGGGAAAUUGGAGUUCUAAUAAAUUUAAGGAGAGAGCUGUUUCCACUACUCAUAAGAAAAAGGGUAAAAAGCGCAGUAAAAAUUCGAACCCUGUUCCAAGACCUUGUACAGAUGGCCGAAACCUUGUUGAGCCUACGCAGGUGUAUAAUGGCAAUGGAGAUAUUAGACAGCCCAACAAGUUUGAUGGUGAAGUUCCGAAGGAAGUUAUUGCUAGAGGGAAUCUCGCGUCUACAGAUGCCAUGGGACCUGUUAAAGGAUUAAAUAAUGGAAAUGUACGAAGUGCUCCUAAGAAGAGUAGGAAAGAGAAGAAAAAGCUCAAAAGCUCGAGCUCCCCUAGCUCAGAAGUUGCAAGUUAUCAUUCUAGAAGCUCUAUAGCUUCCGCCGUUUCUGUUAAUUCUCAAGAUGAGUCCUCCAUGGCUCACUGGACCUCUGGAAAUAGAACUAUCGAGAACUUUUCAAACAAUGUUGCAGCUGGGAUUGACAGCUCUGAAGUAAAUCCAGAUCAUUGCUGUGAAAGUACAGUAAUGGCACAAUGUGAGGAGACACGUGAUUCUUCUGCUGAAGUCAGUGAUUGUGUUGGUUUGGAACACCAUCAAAACUCAGACAGAGUGGUCCAAAAUGAUACUGAAACUGCCAGGGUUGGUUGUCUGAGUGAUGACGUGGAUUCUGAUGCUACUCCUGUUAGGCCUGUGGUUGAAGAUAAUGAUGAUAUGUGUGGUGAAGUUAUUGACAAAAGAAAUUAUGCACAUUCACAUGGAAUUUACCAAAAGACAGGUUUUCUAGGGAAACUAACAGAAGGUAGUAAGACAGAAGGAAAAACUAUUCGGGUUCAGGAGCAAGGAAGUAUGGGUAAUGUCGGGGCCACUAGUUCAUCAGCAUACAUCUCUUAUGAGUGGCCCAAUGUAGCUACUAUUCAUCCUUCCGCUAAUACUCAUCGCCCUACGGCCACUGAUAGAUUGCAUCUCGAUGUUGGUCACAAUUGGAAAAAUCAUUUUCACCAAAUACAAAAUGUACAAGUAAGAAAUUCUUCUGUUGACACUAGGUAUAGUGGAGUGAUAUCUCGACAUCUGCCAAUGAGUUUAGAUUGGCCUCCCGCGUUGCAUGGUGUCAGUAGACUAUCCCCAUCAGUUACUUGCAAUUAUGAUUCUGAUUUUAUCUCAAGACGACAGUCCUCUCUUCUUCAACGCUUCACUGCUCAACAUGUGCAGUGCGGUCCAGUUACUUCAGAGGAUGAAAGGGUCCUUUCAGGCGAAUUCAUGGACAUGUACAAUGUUACAAAUUCUCAGGAACCAGUGGAUGAGCAUGACAACCACUGGAUGUCAGAAGAAGAGUUAGAAGUACAUGCAGUUUCUGCGCUGGAUUGUAAUCAGUACUUUGGUGGAGGCGUGAUGUACUGGAAUCCUUCUGAUCAUCCAGGGACUAGUUUCUCACGUCCUCCCUCACUUUGUUCAGAUGAUAGCUCUUGGGCUUGUAGAGAAGCUGAUAUGAGUAUGGCUGUUGAUGAUAUGGUUGCGUUCUCCUCUUCUUAUAGUACAAAUGGACUGACUUCACCUUCUGCUGCUUCCUUUUGCUCUCCCUUUGAUCCUCUGGGACCUGGAACUCUUGGCUAUGUUAUUCCUGGUAGUGAUAUCAGUGGCAAAGUUCUGCACUCCUCAUCAGCAAUGAAUGAUGUGGAUGGCGAGGAGAUUGUCUCCGGAUCUAUGCCCAAUAUGCCUAGUGAUGGAGAAGUGAAAACUGGAGAUUCACUUCCAUAUCCCAUGUUGAGGCCAAUAAUCAUCCCAAAUAUGUCGAGGGAAAGAUCUAGAUCGGAUUUUAAGCAAAGUUAUGAUAGAAAAAGCCCUUGUGUUCCACCUAACAGGCGGGAACAACCUCGAAUUAAGAGGCCACCUUCUCCCGUAGUCCUAUGUGUUCCACGUGCCCCUCAUCCGCCUCCUCCAUCUCCUGUUGGUGAUUCCAGAAAACACAAAGGUUUUCCUACCGUUCGAUCUGGUAGCUCCAGCCCAAGGCAUUGGGGUGUCAAAGGUUGGUUCCACGAUGGUGUCAAUUUUGAAGAAGCUUGCUUGCCCAUGAAUGGUAGUGAAGUCAUUUGGCCUUCAUGGAGAAACAAAAGCCUUUCGGCCCGUCAGUUGACGCAGCCUUUAGCAGGAGCAUUGCUACAGGAUAGGCUCAUUGCAAUUUCCCAGCUAGCUCGGGAUCAAGAGCAUCCAGAUAUUGCAUUUCCUUUGCAACCACCUGAACCGCAGAGCUGUACCACUCGCAAGGCUGCUCUGUCACUGUUUCAUAAUACUCUCCAUGAUGAAAUCAACUCUUUCUGCAAGCAGGUUGCUGCUGAGAAUUUGAUCAGAAAGCCUUACAUUAACUGGGCUGUUAAGUGUGUUGCACAUUCUCUCCAAGUCUUGUGGCCUCGUUCUAGGACAAAUAUUUUUGGUUCAAAUGCUACUGGAUUGUCCCUUCCAUCAAGUGACGUGGACCUUGUGGUUUGUCUUCCUCCUGUGAGAAAUUUGGAACCUAUUAAAGAAGCAGGGAUCUUGGAGGGUCGUAAUGGCAUCAAAGAAACUUGCUUUCAGCAUGCUGCUAGAUAUCUUGCGAACCAGGAGUGGGUCAAAAGUGAUUCUCUCAAGAUUGUGGAAAAUACUGCUAUACCUAUCAUCAUGCUUGUGGUGGAAGUUCCACAUGAUCUUGUUUCUUCUACUAUGUCAAAUAGUCUGAUGCCGAAAGCACCACACCAGGGGACUGGUGAACAAGGCAAACUUUUUCAGGCUGAUUCUGCUAGUUCCGAGGUCUCUACUUCACCAAAGUGGAGCAAGCUUGUGAAAGAUAACAAAGGUGGUGUCAAAUUAGUUCGUCUUGACAUCAGUUUUAAGUCUCCAUCACAUACUGGACUACAGACUACUGUGCUGGUUAAAGAGAUUACUGAACAAUUUCCUGCUGCAACUCCUCUUGCUCUGGUGCUAAAACAGUUCUUGGCAGAUCGUAGCCUAGACCAAUCAUAUUCAGGUGGUUUAAGUUCAUACUGCCUGAUGCUGUUAAUCACACGUUUUCUGCAGCAUGAGCACCAUCAUGGCCGGCCUAUAAAUCAAAAUUAUGGAUAUCUCCUGAUGGACUUUCUCUAUUUCUUUGGGAAUGUCUUUGACUCUCGUCAAAUGCGUAUAUCAGUACAGGGAAGUGGGGUAUACCUAACUAGGGAACGAGGGUGCAGUAUCGACCCACUUUACGUUGAUGAUCCUCUUUUUCCGACAAAUAAUGUUGGACGAAACUGUUUUCGCGUACAUCAAUGUAUCAAGGCAUUUGCAGAUGCUUAUUCAAUGUUGCAGAGUGAACUUACGUGCUUUCCUGAUGAUGACACACUUGCUAAGCCCCCCUGUAGACUACUUCCCAAGAUUGUUCCGAGCAUUGGUCAUUUGAUGGAUCCUAAUUAUUAG